UUCUUUUAUUCAUUAUUCUGCGAGAAUACCAAAAUCCUCAGACAUUUAGAAAAAGCUAAGAACAGAACUCAGUAACACGGAAAUGUCGGCUCUGCUGUCCUCGAUGUUCCUGUUUGUCUGUGUAUUUGUUGUUGCCUCUGCAGACCAGAAAAACAUCACAGCGGAGCCUGAACAGAAUGUCACUCUGACAUGUAAAGCUCCAAACAACAACAACAUCAUAGUUGCAGAGUGGAGCAGAGCUGACCUGGAGCCAGAGUAUGUGUUUGUGUUCCGGAAUGGGAAGUUUGAUCCAGAAAACCAGCAUCCAACUUUUGUGAACCGGGCAGAGCUGCAGGAUUCACAGAUGAAGGAUGGAGACGUGUCUGUGAUUCUGCAGAAGGUGACGACUGAUGACACUGGAACAUAUGAGUGUCGCGUCCAAAGAGAGGGAGAUAGUAUGAAGCUUAUGAACACCAUCAGAGUGACAGUUGCUGCUCCUCCUCCAGGUCAAUCAGGAGGAGACACAGAGGAUGGAGGGAGGAAGGGUGGAGUCAGCAGUGCAGUCAGCAGAGGACGUCCUGGACUGCUGGCAGUUUUGGGCAUCCACCUGUGCUUCCUCGAGGGAACGUCCUCCAUGAUGGAGGAGCUGCUGGAAAGUGCGGACCCUGACCUCCAGAGUGAGACCUCUGUCACAGUUCAGAGGAUCUAUGGCAGCAGAGACCUUCAUGGACACUAA
Molecule: messenger RNA, 715 nt
Organism: Archocentrus centrarchus (flier cichlid)
Lineage: Eukaryota; Metazoa; Chordata; Actinopteri; Cichliformes; Cichlidae
Exons: 4
Coding region: 83-715 (210 amino acids)
Biological process (GO): immune response; negative regulation of T cell proliferation; cell surface receptor signaling pathway
Cellular component (GO): external side of plasma membrane
Source: RefSeq, a predicted model, not a curated record